Molecule: messenger RNA, 2556 nt
Organism: Seminavis robusta
Lineage: Eukaryota; Bacillariophyta; Bacillariophyceae; Naviculales; Naviculaceae
Source: the annotation of a GenBank genome assembly
AUGGGAAACUGCCAAACAACCAAAGCCGUCGACCAUGAGGCAAGUGGAGGUGCGGUGGCCAAACCAAAGGUACAAGGGGGUUCGUCUUCGCCUGACACGCAGUCCACCGGGAGUCAAAAGGACCAUGGCACUGCGACACCGACAACAACUCCAACCAAUGAACACCAUCCCCAUCAUGCGACGGCGGAACCCACCGAGACCGUGACAACCACUGCCGACGACUCUUCUCUCGCAGCUCCUCCUUCUCCUCCAGGUUGGGCUGCCAACCGUGGCUAUUCUUCCGGUGCUUCGUCUUCACCCCUGUCCAGUAGUUGUCAUGGAGAAGAAGAAGAUCAGGAAGACCAGACCAGCAGUAGUCGUCCGGCUAUGGAUCCACUCCAUCUCAUUAGUAUGAGAAAUCUCAUGCAUUCCAAUGGAGGUCUCACGCAAACUGUGGUCCGAUUGGAGACACCCUUUGGUCAACCCAUCGAAUCCAUCUACGAAGGCGUACAUGAUGGACCCUACUUGGGAGACGGUGUGGCCGGGGUCGUUCGGUUGGUGACACAUCGAGCCACUCGGGUACAGUACGCCUGCAAGAUUCUAGAUAUUGGAUUGGUACAGACCGAUGCCGUCUUGCGACAGCUCAGGGAUGAGAUUUCCAUCAUGUGUCAACUCGAUCAUCCCAACAUUGUUCGAAUUGAGGAGGUCUAUGAGAGCCCCAACACUAUCUAUCUCGUGCAAGAGGUCUGCCUCGGAGGAGAUUUGUUUGACCGGCUCGAAGACCAGCCGGAUGUACACUACACAGAGGCACAAUGUGCCAAACUCAUCAAGCAAAUGGUCUCGGCGGUGCGCUAUCUGCAUUCCAAGGGGGUCAUUCACAGGGAUCUCAAGUUGGAGAACUUUCUCUUUUCCUCAUCGGAACCGGAUAGUGAACUCAAGAUGAUUGAUUUUGGACUGUCAAAGCAUUUUGACUUGGACGAGAACCAAGAACGAAGACCGCUCACAGAGUCCGUGGGAACCCCGUAUACCUGUGCUCCCGAAGUCAUCAAAGGAUCUUACGACGAAAAGGCCGAUAUCUGGAGUGUCGGUGUGAUCACCUACUUGCUCUUGAGUGGCGAGACCCCGUUCGGCGGAUGUUAUGAAAACGAAUGUUUGGCCGCGGUCCGGCAAAGUAUUCUCUCGGGUUCCUUCUCCUUUGAACCAGCCGACAUUUGGUGUCAUGUCAGUCCCAUAGCGAAGGCCUUUGUGUCGCGAUUACUCAAUGUGGAUCCAGAACUGCGACCUACAGCGAAGGAAGUGCAAAGGGACGAGUGGCUGCAGAUAUACGGCAAAAAAGGUUCCUGUGAAGGCAACAAGCUGUCGCCUGGUAUCGUGGACGCUCUCGUCAGUUUCAAAGAAUACUCGGAAAUGAGGAGGCUUCUUCAUGAAGUUCUUAGCUUUACGCUCUUGCCAGCACAAAUCGUGGAGCUGCGCGAAGAGUUUGAGAAGAUUGACAAAGACGGCGAUGGCGAGAUUACACUUGGAGCCAUGAAGCAAGUGCUCACGAAUAGCGCUGGUGCCGGCGCACUUGGAGGACUGACUGAGGCGGAAGUGGAAGAUAUCUUUGACGCUCUGCGAGUAAACAAAAACGAUUCCACAAUCCGCUGGCACGAGUUUAUCGCCGCUGGUCUCAGCCAAUGCAAAUACGACGACCGCAAUCUACAGCUGGCCUUUGACCGCCUAGAUACUGAUCGGAAGGGAUACAUUUGCUUCAACGAUCUGACUGAUCUUCUCGGACACGCCCCUGAAACGUUGGAAAAUCUGAAAUGCAUGUGGGCAGAAAGCAUGGAACAAUGCAGCUGUGAGCAGGGAAGGAUAUCGUACGAUGAUUUCUUGAUCCUUAUGAAAGGCCAAACACGCAGGAAAGAACAAAGGCGACCAUCCAGGGUUUGGAGCCCUGUUGCGUCCAGUCUCGUUAUGGAUUUCAAGGGCUUGGAUGACAGCGACAAGGCGGACCUCCAACUUCCGACAAUGAAUCAACGACCGAGCGGUGGACACCACAGAAUACCCUCCACAAUUCUCGAAGAGGAGGCCCCUUCACCAAAGAAGAGACAGAGCGCCUACAAUCGAAAACGAUCCAAGUCCUUCGACGAACUGUCGUUGGAUUCAGAACAACGCCGCCGCGUGUCCUUCCCACCUCGCGUUCGCCCCUCUCUGUCUGCGGAAGGCGACUUGAUCGAGUUAAUUGCUGCUGACUCCAAAGCUCCGCUGUUGGCCACUCGUGAAGAAUACAAGAGGCAUCGUGACUUCCGCCUCGCCGUUUGCCAGGCAACCAAGGAGUUUGACAUCAAGUCUCAAGCACGUCAUGCAGAGAUCGAAGCUGAAAAGAACCAAGAAUCCACGAACUCGUCCAUGAUGUUGCAGGGUGCGGGGCUGAUCAUGAAGCGCGGUUCAUUGCCACCACCAGAAUUGGAAAGUGAACACCAGCGCAUGUUGUUUGAUGCCGCGGUGCGACGAGGAGGACGCAAACCUCACACUAGGAAACCUGGACAUCGCAGGAAACGGACACAAUCGGACGUUACGGGCAUGUUGCUGUAA